AAAAACAAAUUUUUAAUCGGGAAAAAGGAAGAAAGAAGUUUGAGAAAUCUGGUCCGACCCCUGUUCUCUGUCUCUCUGACAUAAACAAGCCCACCACACCAUUACCACACUCUACUCUCUGCUCCCCCUCCCUCCCACUCUCAUUACUCUCUGCUGCCUGCUUCCUUCUCCCUUCUCCCUCCUUCUCUCGAGCUCCGAGAGAGAGAGAGAGAGAGAGAGCCCUUUUCGCAUAUACCAAUAUAGCAAGAAAGAAAGAGAAAGAGGGAAAUAGAGACGUUGGUCUGUGUCUCCUCCUCCACCGUACGAUUCGCUUUGGAAACCAUAAUAAGGACCUCGAGGGUGAGUGAAUUGCUACUUGCUGGGGCGCUUCAACAGAGAUAGAGAAGAAGAAACACAGAGCAAGCAGCAGAUACAGAGAGGGAGUGGAGAAAGAAGAAGCAGUAAUGGCGAGUAAGGGAGGAGGAGGAGAAGAAGAAGGAUACAAGCUAGUUUUCGCUGUUUCUCUGUUGCUGUUUUCGCUUCCGGUUCUGUGUAGAGGAAGCAUAGUGGGAGUUUGUUACGGAAGAAAUGCCGACGAUCUUCCUACGCCUGAUAAAGCCGUGGACCUCAUUCAGCAGCAUAACAUCAAGUACGCGAGGAUAUACGAUGCGAACAUCCAAGUUCUCAAGGCAUUCGCCAACACUGGGAUCGAGCUCAUGAUCGGGAUAUCAAACUCUGACUUGCUCCCUUUCUCCCAGUUCCAAUCCAAUGCCGACACGUGGCUCAAGAACAACAUUCUCCCGUACUACCCCGCCACAAAGAUCACAUACAUCACAGUUGGUGCAGAAGUCACUGAAGCACCGAGCAAUGAAUCAGCUCUGGUUGUACCCGCGAUGCACAACAUCCUCACGUCGCUUAAAAAGCUCGGCUUGCACAAGAAGAUUAAGGUUUCAACCACGCAUUCCCUCGGCGUCUUGUCUCGUUCUUUCCCACCUUCAGCUGGUGCCUUCAGCAGCAAGCAUGCGUUCUUCCUUAAACCUUUACUGGAGUUCCUUGCCGAUAACCAAUCCCCUUUCAUGAUUGACAUCUACCCUUACUAUGCAUUCAGAGAUUCACCAAACAACGUGUCCUUGGAUUAUGCCUUGUUCCAGUCCUCCUCUGAAGUUAUUGACCCGAACACUGGCUUGCUCUAUACCAACAUGUUCGAUGCCCAAAUAGAUGCUCUCUAUUUCGCAUUGAUGGCCCUCAACUUCAGAACAAUCAAGGUUAUGGUGACUGAGACAGGGUGGCCAUCGAAAGGGUCGCCUAAGGAGACCGCCGCAACUCCUGAUAAUGCCCAAAUCUACAAUGCCAACUUGAUCCGACACGUGGUCAAUGACACAGGGACUCCUGCCAAGCCAGGGGAGGCUGUGGAUACAUACAUCUUCUCGCUGUUCAACGAGAACAGGAAGCCUGGGUUGGAGUCGGAGAGAAACUGGGGUCUGUUUUAUCCUGAUCAGACGAGUGUUUACAAUCUGGAUUUUAGUGGGAGAGGUGCUGUGGCAGGCAUGCCAUCGCCGAGCUCGAAUGGGAGUGCCAGUGGUUUCAAUGGGGCUACUAAGACUUGGUGCAUUGCUUCCAGUAACGCAACACAGCUUGAUUUGCAGAAUGCAGUUGACUGGGCGUGUGGUACUGGGAACGUGGAUUGCUCCCCUAUUCAGCCGAGUCAGCCUUGUUUCCAGCCGGAUAAUCUGGCUUCUCAUGCCUCUUAUGCUUUCAAUGUUUACUACCAGCAGAAUGGAGCUACUGAUAUCGCUUGCACUUUUGGUGGCACCGGAAUUAGAGUUGACAAGGAUCCAAGAGCAACAAAACUGGAGCUGGUAACACAACAGCUAUGACAUCAUCAUCCUCUAAAACAUCGUCGUCGUCACGGAGUCUGUCUAGGAAGUGGGCCUACAGCUUGAUUAUUGCAAUUCUUCUUCGGCUUCUGUGUUGAAGGUAAAAUGUAAGCAUAGAAGGCGUCCGUGCAAGUGAAGGAAGAGAUUCUUUGUUUUUGUAACCAGUAGGGGGCUGGUUUGUAGGACCAUGGAAGGAAAAAGACCUCUAGCCUGUAAAGCUCUUGUGGUUCGACGGCCCCAAUGGUGUUGUAUGAUAUAAUGAUCUUGAUGUAUCGAUGUUAGUUUUAGGAGAGAGGAUGGUAUGCAAAGACGAAUCCAUCUCUUGUAUUUUCGUUCUAGUCUUGAUCUAAUUCGAAAGAAAUUGUUCCCCUUUGAUGAUAUCAUCCUUCACCCAGCUCUUUCUGGCUGGCUUUCGGAUAAGGAUAGUAAAGCGUUUCUCGCGG
Linum tenue is the source of this 2299-nucleotide messenger RNA. Lineage: Eukaryota; Viridiplantae; Streptophyta; Magnoliopsida; Malpighiales; Linaceae. The record is from the annotation of a GenBank genome assembly.